AUGGUGUAUACUGAACAUGGAACUACUAGACUCCAUACAUACUUUAUGUCUCCAAAUAAGGUCGUAUUGGAAGAAAUCAAUGAGCCUAUUUCUCCGGAACUCAAUCGAAAAAAGUUUACAAGUACAGAGGUAGGAUCAUGUAGUAGAAAAUUGGACUUGAAUGAGAACUAUGACUUUUCUAGGUCUGUUGUACCUUUUGGACAUUUUGAUAGAGAUGUAUUGAAAGAUGUUGGAGUUCAGCCUGCAAGUGAGGAGCUUAACAAAGCCCAAGAUGUUGGACCCUUAGAAGACUUUGAUCCUUUCUUUUAUAUGGAUCAUAAUGAUUACCAACAGAUGGGGGACGAUGAUUACCAACAGAUGGGGGACAAUGAAGAAAUUGGAGAUGCUAUUAGUGAUGAGACUAGUACCAAUGGAAGUAUAAGCGAGGAUAGUGACUUUUUAGUGGAUGAACUUAAUAUGGUGGAGGAUGUCGAAGUGAAUAUGAAAGACUUCCACAGUGGUGUUUAUUCUUUUCCAAAUCUAGAUAACCACCAAUCAUUCAAUGCACCUGAUGUCACAGUUGAUGACGAUUUGGAGGUGAUAGAUACACAAUUGUUUGAAUCAGCUGGUGUAGAAGAAGAUGAGAGGAAGAAGUUAAUGAGAAGGUUAAACAAACCAACCACGUGUUCAUCAGGAGUAGUACAUGAAACUGCAUUCUAUCUGGGUCAAAUAUUUAAGUCCUCAUCAAAAGCGAAGGACUACAUUAAAAUGCAUUCAAUUCGAACUAGGAGAAACAUUUAUUUUGCAAAAAAUGAUAAACAAAGAAUUAGGGCAAAAUGCAGGGGUGUGGUCCCAGAAAUGACAGGUGGGCCAUGGACAAAAAGUAGAAUCAAAUGCAAGGACAAAACAGUAAGUUCACAAAAAGCUACAUGCCCUUGGGUGGUAUUAAUUUCUAGAUCUGAUGAAGAAAGCGAUUGGAUGGUGAAAACUUUGGUUCAUGAGCAUAGAUGUGUGCAGUCAAGAUCUAUUAAAGCGUGUACUUCUAAGUUUCUUGCAACCACCAUUCUUCAACAAGUGGAAGGAAACCCAACUAUCCCAGUCAAAGCUUUGCGUGUAGAGUUACAAAAGACAUACGAGGUGGGGAUGUCAAGAAUGAAGUGUAACCCAGGAACAACUGUGAAGAUUGAUGUAUACAGUGAACCAAAUGCAAACUUGGAAACUAGGAUGUUUAAGAGAAUUUAUGUCUGUUUAGGUGCAUUAAAACUGGGUUUUAAGGCAGGUUUAAGAGAUUUCUUAGGAUUCGAUGGGGCUUUCAUGAAGGGACCUUACCCUGGACAGGUUCUCACUGCUGUGGGUCUUGAUUCCAAUAAUGGGAUCUACCCACUAACAUAUGCCAUAGUUGAAGCCGAGAACAAAAGCUCAUGGAGUUGGUUUCUAGAGUGUCUAGGUGAAGAUUUGGAGCUGUCUACAAAUUCAAACUUCACAUUUAUUUCUGACAGGCAAAAGGGGAUUUUACCUGCCAUUGCCAACCUAUUCCCUAGCGCUGAACACAGGUUUUGUUUAAGACAUAUUCACGAAAACAUGAAGCUACAAUGGAGGGGGAAGGAGCACAGAGAUCAUUUAUGGGAAUGUGCAACAACAACAACAGUUAGACACUUUGACAGAUUCAUGGAAGAUUUUAACAAGUUCAAUUCAAAGGCAUGUGAUUGGUUAAAGAAAAUUCCACCCAAACAUUGGGCCAGAGCACAUAUUUCAGGAAGAGCACAUACAGAUAUUUUAUUGAAUAAUUUAUGUGAAGUUUUCAACUCAAAGUUGUUAGAUGCUCGAGACAAACCUAUAAUUACAUGUUUAGAAUAUAUUAGGGAAUACUUAAUGAAACGAAUUUGUAUUGUGCAAAAUGUGAUAGAUAAGUCUCAAGGGCCUCUUACCCCAACAGCCACAAAACUUUUAGAUGGAGUUAAGAAAGAUGCUUCUCAAUACACUUGCAUAUUUAAUGGUGCUGAGAAGACUCAAGUUACUGGGACAAUGGGGGAACAAUUUGUGGUUAAUUGGAGGGACAGGAACUGUAGUUGUAGGCAUACAGAGAUCACUGGGAUACCAUGCUCUCAUCUUGUUAGUGCCAUUUGGGAUAAGGUUGAGCAUGGGGCAAAAAAUGUCCCACCUCUUGAGGAGUGGGUACAUCCAUGUUAUAGGUUAAGCACAUGGAAUGAAAUGUACAAGUACAAAGUUCAACCAAUCAAUGGAAGAAGUAUGUGGCCAAAGUCAGAUUGCCCCACAACACUAACACCCCCCAAACAUACUACACAGGUGGGGAGACCAAAAAAGAAGAGAAAGAGAGCUCAAACUGAAGAACCAAAUAAUCAAGGUAAAAGUUUGACCAGGAAGUUCCUUACAGUUACUUGUAGCAAAUGCAAGAACAAGGGUCACAACUCUAGGAGUUGCAAGGGACAAGGGGGACAAACUGAAGUUAGAAAUGUGGUGGCAGGGAGCAAGAAGCUUAGCAAGGCAAAGAAGCAGGGAGAUGGAAAAAAGGAGAAACCCAAAAUGAAGGAGAAAACCAAACUUAAGGAUAAAUCCAAAAUGAAGGAAAAAGUUUGAUUUGUUGUCUUUUGUGUUGUUUGUUAUGGAACCUUAGAAAGGUCUUUUGUGUUGUUUGUUUUGGUACCUUAGAAAGGUCAGACUAAGUUGGUUAUU
Messenger RNA from Lactuca sativa (garden lettuce), 2673 nucleotides. The record is from RefSeq and is a predicted model, not a curated record. Lineage: Eukaryota; Viridiplantae; Streptophyta; Magnoliopsida; Asterales; Asteraceae.